UGAAAAUUCUUCAUUCUUGAAUAUAACCGCCACGGGAAUCGCCGCACGUGGAGCGUCGCACGUAGAGCACAACUGAUAACCUCAUAAACCUAAUCUUGUUCACAUAAAAAGAAGCAUUUGAUCUAAUGAAAGAUUUAUCUAAUUAAUAUAUAAAUAUAGUGUUAAAAAUACUUUCGAUAAAAUAAAAAAUCCGAGGUUUUCUAAUCGAAAUACACAAUGGUGCAAAGUAGGAUAUUCGCGCGAAAUCGAGCCCUUGGAUAUGUAAGUAAUCACAUACCUCUGGUGACGAGGUACAUCCUCAGAAGGAAGGAACAUCUCCUCGUCACUUGCGUGGGUCGAGAAUUCCAUACUUAUGGAUGUAAACAUUUUACUCUAUUGAGCGUGUCGGGCAUGCACGCCGACGAUAUCACGUGCCUGGCUACGGACACGUUUCACGUGUACACGGCCAGCGCGAAUAAUAUCUACGCGUGGCGAAGAGGAACGGAGUUAAAACACACGUAUAAGGGUCACGAUUGCGCGGUACAUAUUCUUCUACCGUUUGGCGCUCACCUGCUUUCUAUCGAUGAGAAUAGCACGUUGAAAGUUUGGGACAUCAAAGACGAGAGUUUAAUAUUGGAGUUGAACUUCAGCAAUAACGUCUUCAAAAUAACCACGUUGAUACAUCCUAAUACUUAUAUAAAUAAAAUCUUGCUAGGUAGCGAACAGGGUCAGUUGCAGCUAUGGAACAUCAGAUCUAUGAAAAUGAUCUACACGUUUAAAGGAUGGCAGAGCAGCGUGACAGCGUUGGAGCAAGCGCCUGCGAUAGACGUGGUCGCGAUAGGUUUGAAUGACGGUCGAAUUAUUCUGCAUAAUCUCAAGUACGAUGAGACCCUCUUUGAACUGGUGCAAGACUGGGGCCCGGUUAUAUCCAUCAACUUCCGUACGGAUGGCCAUCCAAUCAUGGCAACUGGCAGUUUAGGCGGUCAAAUAGUAUUUUGGAACUUGGAGCAACGUACGGUGGAGAGUCAAUUGUGCCAUGCCCAUAAUGCUGCUGUUACAGGUCUGAGGUACAUACCGAACGAACCACUAUUGGUUUCGUCCUCGCCUGACAAUUCUCUAAAGCUGUGGAUAUUCGAUAUGGCCGAUGGAGCGGGUAGACUCUUAAGAAUAAGAGAGGGUCACGCUGAACCUCCGACUAUCGUUCGAUUUUACGGGAAUGACGGCAAUUAUAUAUUGACCACAGGUGGUGAUUCGUCUCUUCGACUGUUUUCCACUGUUACGGAGAUAAUGAACAAGAGUUUAGGUAGAGCGUCGUUUAAUAGGAAAGCAUCUAAGAAGAAAAGUCUCUCGGUCGAUGAUCCGUUAUUAAUGCCGCCGAUAACCGAGCUCGCGUUUGAAGAAACGCGUGAGAAGGAAUGGUGCAACAUAGCCGCCACUCAUUCCGGCUUGGGUGUAGUCACUACAUGGUCGUCUCAUCUGCAGAAGAUGGGCGAUCUUAAAUUGCUUCCCGAGAGAUUUAAAAAUAAUUACAAUGCCAGCGCGACCAGCUUAUGUUUAACGAGAUGCGGAAACUUUGUUGUGAUCGGUUACAACACGGGUCACAUUGAUAGAUUUAAUAUUCAAUCUGGAAUCCAUAGAGCAUCCUAUGGGGACGAGAACGGUGCUCACGAGGGACCUGUUAAAGGCGUCAUGGUUGACGAUUUGAAUCAAACUCUCAUCAGUGCUGGCAGAGACGCGAAAAUCAAAUUUUGGGAUUUUAAACCUGGGAAAGGUAUGACAACGGCAAGGACGAUAUUAACGUUAGAAGAAUCGAUCGAAUGGAUACGAUAUCACAAUGAGAAUUCCCUCGUAGCUGUAGCUUUAGAAAAUUUUGAUAUUGUAUUAAUGGAUCUGGAUACAAGAAAAAUAGUUCGACAUUUUCGAGGACACGAGGGACGAGUAACGGAUGCGUGUUUCAAUCCUGAUUCCAGGUGGUUAAUCACAGCAUCCAUGGAUUGCACAAUACGCACUUGGGAUAUACCAUCUUCACAUUUAAUAGAUAUCUUUCAGGUUCCUGAAGCUUGUAUAUCUCUAAAUUUCUCUCCGACAGCCGAAUUUCUUGCGACCGCACAUGUACGUAACAUGGGGAUCUUCUUGUGGUCGAAUCGUAUGCUUUAUUCGCAUGUAUCGUUGAAGGCCAUCAGUAAAGACGAUAUGAUACCCGAAGUGUUACUUCCCGGCUCUUCUGUCGAAAUCGAGGAGCAAGUUGAUGAAAACGAUGUCGUCGCCACGGAGCCAGAUUAUACAUCUCCUGAUCAGCUCGAUAAUGAUCUCAUAACUAUGUCUGCCGUGGCUCAGUCGAGAUGGCGAAAUAUACUUGACAUCGAUAUUAUUAAAAAGCGAAACAAGCCGCAACAGCCGCCAAAAGCUCCUGAGACGGCGCCAUUCUUCUUGCCUACGAUUCCGUCAUUGCAAUUACGUUUUGAUUUCUCGGACGUUAAAAUUGCCGACAAGACCGAAACUUCACAUUCCGCUUUACAAAAUCUGACAUCAUUUAAUAAAAGUUUACAAUCGACCAGUACGAGUGACAAUUUUUCAGAAGUGAUAGAAAAAUUGAAAGCGAUGAAUCCUGGCGACAUCGAUUUCGAGAUUCAGUCAUUAUCUCUAGACGAGAGCUCCGCGGAAUUGUUGAUAUUGCAAUUCAUGAAAAUGCUUUAUUACAUGAUGAAACAACAGACAAACUUCGAAUUGUCGCAAGCUUACUUGGCAGUAUUCUUAAAGUGGCAUGGUACCGCGAUAUCAGAAAACGAGACGCUACAAGAUCAUCUUCGGAAGAUCCAAGAGGCGCAAAAGAAAAAUUGGCUUAUAUUACGGGAGAAAUUAUUUUAUAAUUUAAGUGUUGUACAAAAAUUAAAAAAAAUAUAA
Molecule: messenger RNA, 2883 nt
Organism: Camponotus floridanus (Florida carpenter ant)
Lineage: Eukaryota; Metazoa; Arthropoda; Insecta; Hymenoptera; Formicidae
Product: WD repeat-containing protein 36
Exons: 3
Coding region: 217-2883 (888 amino acids)
Biological process (GO): rRNA processing
Cellular component (GO): small-subunit processome; Pwp2p-containing subcomplex of 90S preribosome
Molecular function (GO): protein binding
Source: RefSeq, a predicted model, not a curated record